This is a messenger RNA of Stylophora pistillata, 969 nucleotides long. RefSeq lists its product as uncharacterized. NCBI's taxonomy places the organism in Eukaryota, Metazoa, Cnidaria, Anthozoa, Scleractinia, Pocilloporidae. The record is from RefSeq and is a predicted model, not a curated record.
AUGGAAUCGACCAACUUUCAGGCGGCGAACAUUGAGAAUACUUCGUGCCAGGAACGCUCAGAAAACGCUCACCAACUAACAAUUCCAACCAUCAGCGAACAAGAGCAAGUGAGUUUUACUUCGGAGAAGCGGCAAAAAUAUGAGGAUGAAUGUCAUGAGGCAUUCCAUCUCAACCCCAACCGAACAAAAGCAGACAUCACAGUUACCAUUGAAGGUACCCUAGUUCAAGUUUGUAUUGAUUCUGGUGCAACAGUGAACACCAUUGACUAUGCAACAUAUGAGGCGAUCAGUGCCGCAAAAACAGUGCCUUUAAAACCAAUCAAUGUGGAACAUGGAGAAGACAACCCUGCCCCGAACCCCCUCGCUGGGUUUUUUUUCGGAAUGAUCAAUACACCUUCAGGGCAGAUGGACCUGACAAAGUUCCUGGUACUCAAAGCACGGAAUGCUGGCUGUCUCCUGAGUCGCGAAACCUCAACCCGGUUAGGAAUGUUGCAUGUCGCAGCCUUUACAAAUUCUGAACAUUCAUCUGCCCACGGUGAAAACCAGUACCUUUUACAGAAGUUCCCAGCAGUGUUCAGUGGCAAAAUCGGGAAACUAAAAACUUACCAACUUGAGCUCAACAUUGACUCAACUGUACAACCGGGGGUACAAAAUUCUCGUCCUACACCCUUACACUGCCGUGCCAAGGUGGAAGCCAAGCUGAAACAGCUUGAAGAUCAAGAUAUCAAAGAACAAGUUACGGGCCCGACAUUAUGGGUGUCACCGCUUGUCAUUGUCGACAAGUCGAAUGGUGACAUACGACUGUAUUUAAACAUGUGCAAGCCCAACGAAGCUCUCUGCCGUACAUACCACCCAUACCCCACAUCCGAAGAAAUUUUCCAAGCCCUAAACGGCUCCAAGUUCUUUUCCAAAUUGAUCCUAAGUUUCGCUAUCACCAAAUGGAACUUGCUGAAUUGUCUCGUCACCUGA